AUGUUGAGUAUUGUUGUACAUUGUGCAGAUUCAACUACAGCGCUGUUCUGGACAAACUUGAGGAAGCUGCAUACCUUGCCGCAUGGACACCAUGUGCAUGUCAGCCAUGAGGCAAACACGGCCACCGGAACCAGCCAUGAGGCAAACAAUAACCAGAACCAUGAGGCAGUUGGUGAUGUUGAUUUGGAGAAUCGAAGCAGGAAACGAAAUAGGAAGGACUGGAAAGGCUUCACGGUCCCAAAACGGGACCAAGCCAAGUCUCACCAUCAUAGUUCUAAUUCUGAUAGCACGUCAUCCAGCAGAAGAAGUGACAGAAGUUCGUCAGAAUCGUCAGUUUCGGACGAUUGUGAAACCAAUAAUUGUACUAAUAGUACUGACAAUCACCUUUAUAAGCGGUUUAAGCCCACAGAUUAUAGGGCUGAAAAGGAACUUUCUAACGAACUGCUAGAUUAUGCACAUGAACAUUUCAACCACUACAUUAAAGAUGUCCAGAGCUGUCCAAACCCAAAAGGAUUUGUGCCACUGGAGCUUGACGAAGAAUGGUCAGAUAUGCUAGAAGAGAAAAGAUUUACUGCAGCUAAAUCUGUUGAAGCAUGGUUAAGUAAAAUCCAAUUAAGACUACUCAAUGUGAUGGGACCACUUGGUCAGGUGCGGCAGACUGUGGAUAAAAUCAGAGAUAAAGGUGGUGAGGAGAUUGAAGUGAACGACUUUCUAAAAUUAGUUGAAAAGACUGUUUGUUUGUUGUUGUAAAGGACUAGCCAACGUUGCCAGUACCUUAUAGUAGACUGAACAUUCUAACGAAGCUGAUGAAAUUGAAAAGUCAGAAGAAAGCUCAGAAAUUUCUCUCAAAGGAUGAGAAAAAGUUCAGUGACAGGAAGGCCUUAUUUGGCAAAGGUUUUUAAAAGAAAUUGUUAAAGCUGUCCAAGGACAGAAAGAAGAGAUUAGAUAUUGAGAGACAGUUUUCGGACUACAAAAACAAGAGCCACUAUGGCUUCAAGAGCUCUGCUAGAGGGUUUAACAGAGGAAACAGUCAGCCCUUUCACAGAGGGCCCUCAUCAAGUAACCAGGGUUACAGAGGUGGGGGUCGCUACAGUACCAACUCGUACCAGAAGAUGCAAUUCACCAAUUUGACUAGAAAGCGAGACGGUAGUGGCAGAGUGAGGGUUUUCCAGAGGAAGGUAUUUAUGUUUCAU
Haliotis rufescens (red abalone) is the source of this 1193-nucleotide messenger RNA. RefSeq lists its product as uncharacterized. Lineage: Eukaryota; Metazoa; Mollusca; Gastropoda; Lepetellida; Haliotidae. The record is from RefSeq and is a predicted model, not a curated record. The transcript has 2 exons. The coding region runs from base 1 to 750 and encodes 249 amino acids.